AAGAUGGGUUGUCCCCUGUGAUGGUGAAUUUGGGGGUCACUACUCUGAUGGUUAUCCAAUUAACAAUAAAGAUUAUGACUAUUAUGUGUUACGUGAAAUUAUUCAAGUCUUACGUGUAUCAAGCAUACAUUGGAGUGUGACCAUUCUUGCCCCAUCCAUCUACACUGUUGUGUUCCUCGUGGCUCUUCCUCUCAAUAUCAUGGCGAUCGUCAUAUUCCUGGUGAAGGUGAAGCUCAGGAAGCCGGCAGUGGUCUACAUGCUGAACCUCGCUGCUGCAGAUGUCGUCCUCAUUAGCGUCCUGCCUUUUUAUAUUGUCUACAGAUUCUUUGGAUCCAACUGGGUCAUCGGAGAAGGAAUGUGUCGCUUUGUCACGGCAGCAUAUUACUGUAACAUGUACUGCUCCAUCCUGCUCAUGACAAGUAUCAGUGUGGACCGUUUCCUGGCCGUUGUCUACCCGGUGCGGUCUCUUUCCUGGCGCACAGUGACCCGAGCCUGGCUGGUGUGUGGUGUCAUCUGGGUCAUCUCAUUGGCCAGCACUGUGCCUCUUCUCAUAAGAGAACAAACCCAGAAAUAUGAUAGAGAAAAUGUAAACCUAAUAAUAUGUCAUGAUGUUCAUCAUUUUUCAGCUUAUUUUGAUUUUACUGUUACCUAUUUCUCCACUGUUAUCUCACUUUUAUUUUUCUUACCAUUAUUUAUUACAACUUUCUGUUACAUCGGAAUCAUCCACAAUGUCAGCAGAUCAAAAUCUGAUGCCACACCUAAGAGAUCACGAGCUAUCCGCCUAACCGUGGUUGUGCUAAGUGUGUUUGUCCUUUGUUUUGGCCCCACCAAUGUCCUCUAUUUAAUUACCUAUGUGACAUUGCAUAAGAGUUAUUAUGGCUCUCUGUAUGUUCCCUACAUCCUCUCUUCCUGUAUCAGCACCAUCAGCUGCUGUCUGGAUCCUCUUAUCUAUUAUUUUGCAUCCUCCAAGUAUCAGAGAUACGUCUACAGCUUGCUGCGCUGUAAGAAAAAUUCUCGCCUUGCGGUAAAACAAAAGUCUAUCCUUAAAGGCAAAGAGCAGCAACCAGAGAGUGGACCAGAAGGAGAGGACCAGAGAGAGAGACUAGAACCGGGAACAGAUGAAAUUCGUCCAGUUCAGCAGGAACUGGAGGACUUUCAGUGAGUGUGUGUGUCUGUUCAACAGAAACCGGCAUAACGGCAGGCUUCUCUCGAAAAGGUCUUCCUGGAAAACCAGCAUUGGAUUAGUGCUUGCCAGCCAAUGGCUGCGGUGCUGAUCUGUGUAUUCUGAAGGGUGGAGUCUCCACUAUCAGAAUACAAAAGAACACCCAGAGAGACCUCUGGAUCAACAUCAUUUGUGUGGAUCUGUCAGAUUUUUUUUUUCUCUCCUUAAUUUGAUCUUGCAGUAAUUUUCCAGAAAAAAUGUUCAAAUAACAUACAUGUCACUUAAUUCUGUAAUUCGUUAAAGUCUACUUUACUAGUCUUAUAAAUAAAGUUAUUUAAAUAUAUAUAUAUAUAUAUAUAUCAUUUAACCACUUAAGGCCCGGAAGGAUUUUUCCCCUUAACGACCAGGCCUUUUUUGCUAUACCGCACUGCUGUGUCGCUUUAACUGACAAUUUGCGCCGUCAUGCGACGUUGUACCCAAACAAAAUUG
Rana temporaria (common frog) is the source of this 1651-nucleotide messenger RNA. Its product is annotated as proteinase-activated receptor 1-like. The coding region runs from base 200 to 1162 and encodes 320 amino acids. The transcript is spliced from 4 exons. Gene Ontology annotation, cellular component: membrane. Gene Ontology annotation, molecular function: thrombin-activated receptor activity. Gene Ontology annotation, biological process: phospholipase C-activating G protein-coupled receptor signaling pathway; blood coagulation; positive regulation of Rho protein signal transduction. The record is from RefSeq and is a predicted model, not a curated record. Lineage: Eukaryota; Metazoa; Chordata; Amphibia; Anura; Ranidae.